CAGUAGGGCGGCGCGGAGGAAUAGUGGGUGGGGGAACAGGAGGGCCAAGGAAGGUAGGUGGAGGAUCCUCGGUCCUCCACUGAAAUGAAGGCCCAGCCACAGUAAGCCCAGGAUGACACACUGUGAGAGGACUGAGAGGAAGAAUCAGGGUGAUGGGUGAUGUUGCUCAGUUGGGCAAGGAGCUGGAGGAGGAGGUGGAGGAACUCUUGAGAGAGGAGAAAGAGAGAACUUUCUCAUGGGUGGAAGAGUUCAACAUCAACAUGUGGAAGUUCCGAGAAGUGAACCCAGUGAUAAUGAGGAGCCUGGAGGAUGAACUGGAUCUUUCUAACUGGGAGCCUAUUGCUGAGACUCUUGGCCUCACCAACUCACAAAUAGAGCGGUGCCAGAGAAGCAAUGCCUUCACCCACACAGUGUUCACCACGAUGGAGGAGUGCCCACACUUCCAGGACCUUACUGUUAAGAGGUUCCUGAAGACCCUACUUGAGCACAACCGCCGAGACAUUCUCUCCAAGCUGGAGAAGUUUGUGCGCCUGAAGCCAAGGAGUGAUGCUGCUAAGACCUUCACUCUGUCUAUCCAGAGGGAUCCGCAGGUGCUGGUGGUGGAAUCCAGCUUGGGCAGCGUUGAUGGCAAGCAGUCAGGGUUCCGGGCAAAGGUGCUGCUGAUCCAUGCCCAGGACACCAGGGAGGAUGCACUGCAGCUUGCAUCUCAGCUGAGGAAUCCCAUGGAGGGCAAGAGAUUGUAUGUGUUGCUUCUGCAAGAGUCUAAGAACACACAAGUUAAGAGCAGCCUGAGGUGUGAUCCAUGGAACAGUAUCCACAAGUGGUUCAUGAAGGUUGACGCUGUGGUGCCGGUACUGUCGCCUCAGUUUCUGCGUCAGAUUCAGAACAGAGACUUCAGCAGAGAGAGUGAGUGGGAGAAACGCUACAACCGCUUUGCCUACUCGAUGAUGCUAGACCAGUAUGUGGAGUACGGGAGCAAGAAUCGGUUCUGCCGUGCCGUUUGUCCUGCCAGAUUCCUGGAGGAGGUGAGCCAGAAUGAGCUUGUUAAACUGAGCGGCCUCUUCAAGUACCACUGGAACUGUUCAUCGGAGGAGGAGCUAAGGGAGUGCGCCAAGACCCUUUACAGCGGUGCAAAGGAGUGGAGGGAGAUGAGGAGAAAUUUGAAAGAGAACAGACAUAGAAUGACAUCAGAUUGCAGGAGUCCUUAGGAUUUAGCACAAUAAGAUCAAUAAUUCUCUUAGAUGAGUGACCUAAAGUAAAGCAGCUUAGUCUGGCUUAACUUAACUGAGCUAGCUAUUUCUGGUAUGGGCUAAGAUAGGCUAUGUUAGGUUAUAUUAAGUUAUAUAACCUAACCUAUCUUGACUCAACUUAAACUAGCUCAUGGUAGACUGCAAUACUUUUGAAGCCUCAUGUUUGUGAGAGUUUAGUAUGUCUGGUAAAGAUUUGCCUGUGACCCAGACAGUACCACAGGCAUACACAUCAGUCACACUCCUGACUAAGACUGAGAACUAAAUGGAAACAAGCCUGCCAUGGCCAUCCCCUUAAAAAGACUGCAAGGAACUGGUGCUAUUUCUGUUAGUUUAAAUUAUUGGGAAUACUUGUGAAUGCAUGCAUAUGUGGCUAGCCUGUCUCAGUCAGUAGUAGCUUUCAGGUGCAGUAUCAGUUUAGUGUGUAAGUAAUUUCUAAAGUGUGGUUUUAUUUGUAGGAUAACUAAACACCAUGUUACUGUGUAAGGACUAUUUAUAUUGUGCUAUUCCUCAUCCUAUACAUUGAUGUGACAUCUGGUUUAUUUGGGGAAAUUUGUCAAUAUAUCUAUGCAUAUAUGA
Messenger RNA from Scylla paramamosain (green mud crab), 1826 nucleotides. RefSeq lists its product as uncharacterized. The transcript is spliced from 8 exons. The coding region runs from base 153 to 1208 and encodes 351 amino acids. NCBI's taxonomy places the organism in Eukaryota, Metazoa, Arthropoda, Malacostraca, Decapoda, Portunidae. The record is from RefSeq and is a predicted model, not a curated record.